UUGAAAACCGUUUCCUUUCAGACAGUAGAUUUGGUCGUGGCACCUAUUUCAAUAUCACCAGAUCGAGAGGAAGUUAUGGAUUUUACCACACCUUUUUUCUAUGAGAAGUCUGGUAUAGGUCUGAAGAUGCCAGAUCCAAACUCAACAAAAUGGAAGCGGUUAUUACAACCAUUGUCUUGGCAAGUGCUCCUGUGUUUGACAAUAUCUUUCAUGAGUGUUUCUAUGAUUUUGACCGUCAUGGAAAGAACCAAUCCUUAUUAUCAAACAAUUGGAAGUAAUAAACGAUAUUUAUCAACACAAGUUCAAGCCAAGAUUUGUUAUUUAUGGGGUGCAUUACUAUCACAUGGUGGUCAGCCCGUGACGAAAUCAACAUCUGGUCGAAUUCUUAUUGGAUGUUGGUGGAUAUUUUGUAUUAUAAUGGCAGCUACGUACAGUGGUAAUUUAAUAGCAUUUUUGACCGUCAGUAAAGACAAGCCACCUAUCUCUAGUCUGUAUCAAAUGAUUGAAGAUCACGAUUACAAAUGGGGUAUCCUUGGCGGAACUGUUUAUAUGGAUUUAUUCAAGAAUUCCAAAAGAGAAGAUUAUAAGAAGAUAUGGGAUGGAAUUGUGGAAUUUAAUAAAACUGAUCCCAGAGUUCUUAGUUUGAAUGCUGACGACCAUCUAGAUCUAGUACUGGAAGAGUCAUAUGCCUAUCUAGGAGAAUAUACACCGAUGGAACUGUGGCAAAAAGAUCACUGUGACAUAGUGACCAUCAAUGAGAAUUUCUUCCCGAUGUCAUUUGGUCUUGGAUUACCCAAUAAUUCAGCAUUUACUUUGAUAUUUACAGAGAGACUAAUGAAGAUUUAUGAAAGUGGAUUACUACAUGUGUGGAAAGAACAAUGGUGGCCUAAACCUAACUCUACAAGAUGUUCCGUUUCAUCAUAUACUCAAGUAAAAGCUGUAGAUCUUUUGUCCCUCCAAAGUGCCUUCUAUGUCAUUACUAUAGGCCUAUUCUUAUCACUUUUGUUGUUAACGAUCGAAAACCUCGCUAGUCCAAAACGGUCUGGAUUGAGUUCUUGCCUUCCUUGCAAUAGGAGAGAGAAACAUCCUUCAAUUGAAAGGGAACGGAAAUCUUUUUCUCGCACAUCCACAUCUGAGACUCUGACCGGUACAAAUUGA
Lottia gigantea (owl limpet) is the source of this 1158-nucleotide messenger RNA. RefSeq lists its product as hypothetical. The annotation marks the transcript as partial. Lineage: Eukaryota; Metazoa; Mollusca; Gastropoda; Lottiidae. The transcript has 4 exons. The record is from RefSeq and is a predicted model, not a curated record. Gene Ontology annotation, biological process: monoatomic ion transport. Gene Ontology annotation, molecular function: ligand-gated monoatomic ion channel activity; signaling receptor activity. Gene Ontology annotation, cellular component: membrane.